Messenger RNA from Fomitopsis serialis, 1856 nucleotides. RefSeq lists its product as uncharacterized. NCBI's taxonomy places the organism in Eukaryota, Fungi, Basidiomycota, Agaricomycetes, Polyporales, Fomitopsidaceae. The record is from RefSeq and is a predicted model, not a curated record. Gene Ontology annotation, molecular function: protein binding. The transcript has 5 exons. Bases 135 to 1775 code for a protein of 546 amino acids.
AAACGACUGCCCAACAGCCACCAUCGUGCGGGUGUAUGCGUCACGAACGAACUUGAUCAGGCCACCGACUUCAAUCGACCAAGACCAAGGAUAUAUUGCUAUCCCACCCUCUAGCUCAAAGCUCAACUGCAACCAUGAGUGAGGCAGUUCGGAGGUCUCGCGCCAGGGAGUCUGCUACGGGGACCUUACCGCUGCCUCCGAGAAGGAUAGACUCUAUCUCAAGAAUACCGCAUUCGAAUGGCACCGCCGAGCGAGCAUCCCUGAACCUGUGGACAGCGGGUGCCAGUGACUCGAGAGCUUCGGAUACAGAGCCGAAUCAUGAUUCACGUAGGCUGCCACAAGAAGUCUGGGCCAUCAUUCUCGACUACUUGUGGAACGAGCAGAAGGCACUCAUUGCUUGCAGUCUGACGUGUCACGCGUGGGUUUCGAUAACGCGUCGUCACCUCUGGAAUACUGUCAAGUGCGUCUUGCCGUGGAAGAUUCAAUACCUCCGGGAGUCUCUCAAAAGCUUCCCCGAGCGAGGGACCUUGAUCCGCUGCCUCGAAAUCGAAGGGGACUUAUUGACCCCCAGCUCGCUUGUAUCGCUCCUAUCAAAUUUUAUCAACCUCGAAACGUUGACGAUUGGGAUGUUAAAAUACAUGCACCGAGCGGGGGUGCACAUCUCGGAAGAAUCGCUCAAAGCCAUAACGCUCCCGCGACUGAGCACGCUAUCACUCCUUUACUCCACCUGGGAGACCGUCACUCUGGGCCGCUUGCUUUGCGCGUUCCCCCGCCUUACUACAUUGUAUAUGAAACGAAUCGUUUUCUCCGACGAAGGCGAGCAGUGGGAUUCCAUCGACCCUUCUAUCCGCGACGACCUUGUGGCCCGUCUCGCCGGUCUCCAUCUGAAGACUCUGACUUGGUAUUGCGGAGCAGUAUGGGAGGAACUCGACGGGUUGCUCAUCAGCUCACCACUGUGUCGAGGUCUUCGCAAGCUCUCCCUCCCGGGCGCUUACGGUAUCACAGUUGGCCAUAAGGUCGCCACCGCGUUCCCGAUCCUACGGACAGCUGGGCCAUCGCUCGAUGCCCUCACGCUGAUGGUGUCUACCCGAGAUGAGGAUGAAGCGGGCCUAGACCUUCUGGACUUUUCGCUGAAUACAAACCUUUCGACGUUCCACAUCGGGAUUUUGGCAGGUGGACAUCGCAGUUAUUGGGCGGACCGCCCGGCGUCCGUGCUUCGUCGACUGGUGGGCUCGCCAGCGAUGUAUUCCCUCAGACGCCUGGACCUCUACUUGCUCCUGUAUGACUGCACACAGCCUCCUCCGGACAACUACAUGAGGCCGAGCAACGCCCGUCUCGGCGACAUAAUCGUGUCUAUGCUCCGGGACAAUUCGCACUUGAUCAUCACUUUCCAUGCGCGUGGUUCGGCGUAUGCAGCUGGGGUUGCGCGGCGCGUGUUGGCGGAGUAUGUCGUGCGUUGUGCACCCGAGUUCGUCGCCACCGAUGCGCAGACACGUCUGCGGUUGAUACACGACCUCGCUGUCUUUGGAAGUGAACAUUCACCUUUGAAUAUGGGACAUUGGGAACCAGGCUGGGAAGAUACGGACAUAUCUGGAAGUAGGUCGGCGGAUAAAUUACGGGAUGUUCUUAGUAUUAUCCUCUGUACCGAGUACAUGCAUAACACAGUAUCCUACUCCCAAAUGAGCGUGCAUUCUUUGUGCUACUGGUGUGUACCCACAUAUGCUUUUAGUAUUUCGCGCGAGACGACCUGGAAAAUGCGACUGGUUCUUCUGUGAAACGAUGUACUUCCUAUUCCAUUUUCAAGUUGAUUUGUCUCUUCCCGGAAUUGCGUGCACGCUGCACGCUACAUGGGGGAC